AUGGCCGACCCAUCGGCGAGCCCCUCCGGCGGCGGCGGGAGCCGCGUUAGCGGCAGCCCCACGGCCGGCGGCAUCGGGGAGGAGCGGGACGUGUUUCUGCCCGUCGCCGAUAUCAGCCGCUCUUGGAUCUCUGCUUGGCUUGAACGGCCUUUGUUUUUGGCGGGUGACGCGUCGGUGCUUUGCAUGGAGAGCGGCGAGAGCGACAGAUGCAAGAGGGCGAGGCGGGAGGCCACGGCCGGCAACGACCUGCUGCCCGAGAUGGCGAAGCAGGGGUUUCAGGCCCACCCGCACAAGAACAGAUCGGAGCUCCCUUGCACAAUGGAGGUGGUGGAGCCAAACCCCUUGCCCGUGUCCGAUGUCAGGGAUUGGUCUGAGCUCCCACUCGAUGCGCUUUCUGCAAUCUUCAUGAAGCUUGGGACCAUUGAGAUUCUGAUGCACGCGGAACUUGUGUGUCGCUCAUGGCGCAUAACAGCCAAGUCCCCCGAGUUGUGGCGUUUCGUGGACAUGACGCGCCACAAGGUGGUUUUCUCAAAGGCAGAAAAUGUCUUGUGUGAAAUGGCAAAGGUGGCUAUAGAUCGCUCCGAGGGACGGAUGGAAUCGUUCUGGGCUCAGAAGUUUGUCACUAGCGAACUCCUGAAUUACAUUGCAAGCAGAUGCAACUCAUUGAAGAGCAUUCGGCUCAUUGCCUCCCAAUACUUUUGGGACGACGGAGUAACUAAGCUUGCGGCUAGAUGUCCAAUGCUAGAAGAGAUAGAGUACUCUGGUCAGAAGCUGUCGUGGCCAUUUUUCAAGCGGAUCGGUGCUGCUCGCCCAGAGCUGAAACGUUUAAGAGUCCGUUUGCCUUGGGUCGACGAGGAGGAAGAGGAGGAGCUUUAUGAGGCCUGGGAGGCGAGACAGAACGAGGAGGCCUUCGCCAUAGCAGAGAGCUUGCAGGAGUUGCAGCUCCUUCAGAUGGCAGGCUACGGCCUGACUGAAAAGGGGGUGUACGCCAUUCUUGAAGGCUGCCCCCACCUCGAAUUCCUCGACCUUAGAGAAUGCGACAACCUUGAAGUUGACGAUGAAUUCCGAGCUCGCUGUGCCAAUAUCAGGCAUGCCCGGCUGCCAGGAGUGGUGGGGUCUCCGCCUCACGCUCAGUGCCCAGAUCUCCAUACCAUCGAGGAGAACGAAGGUGAAGUGAUAGAGCAAUCUGAUCUCUAUGCUUGCUCUCCGCACAACGAGGCAGCGAUGGACAGCGAUGGCUGCGACCAGUGCUAUUGUCAUGGCUGCGGCGAGUACUAUUGCGAAUACUACUGCGAUUGCUACUGCGAGUACUCCCUGCUCCCCUGGGAUGACUACUGAGAUGACACACCUCUCUUGCGCAACGUGAUCGACCUACUCCAAGGAUGAUCCCAGAUACUACUGGGAGCUGUGACAGAUGCAACUAGGUAGCUGUGCCAUGUUCGGUAGUCCAAGUCACUGUCUUGGGGUUUUAGAUCUUGAAGAGUUUGUGUGUAUCCCUGCAGGAGGGCUUCUGAUGUGCAAACAAGCCAAUGGUGCUUUUGAACUAUCUGCCUAUAGUGUGUGUUUUGAUAGUUGCAACCGUCUAGUAGUACUCCUACGAGUACUAGGUAUCAUCCAUUAACUAUGAUGCGCAUGCUAAUGUUAGUUUGCUAGUACUCAGCUGUAUUCUCAAGCUAUC
Messenger RNA from Triticum dicoccoides, 1678 nucleotides. Its product is annotated as F-box protein SKIP19-like. The record is from RefSeq and is a predicted model, not a curated record. NCBI's taxonomy places the organism in Eukaryota, Viridiplantae, Streptophyta, Magnoliopsida, Poales, Poaceae. The transcript is spliced from 3 exons. Bases 1 to 1338 code for a protein of 445 amino acids. Gene Ontology annotation, molecular function: protein binding.